CAUGCUGUAUAGAAAAUCUAUUGGAUGCAAACCAAAUUUCUAGACUUGGUCUAACAACACUGGAAAUAAGAUGAAAUUGCAAAAAUCUGCUACAAAUAUUUAAAUAAGAUAACAAACUAGAGAUAGUUGAGUGGAACUCACUCUUAACAUCGAAUAUUAGAAGAAAGAGAGAUUUUUAAGAGAGAUUGUUAAAAACUGAGAUAUUCAUUAUUAUUUUAAAGAAAAAGAAUAGACAUUAAACAGCAAAAUUAGUUGAAAAACUUAAGAUGUUACAGGCUGGCUGCACAGGCUGUUAUAGUGGACUCUCUGCUGUUGGAAUGGCUCAUGUUCUUCCCAGAGAGGUUCUAAAAUGGUUGCAAAGUUUAGAGUUAUCUUACCCAAUACAUAAUAGCAAAAGAGAUUUUUCUAAUGGCUACCUAAUUGCAGAAAUAUUUUCUUGGUAUUAUCCCCAAGAAAUUCAGAUGCACAUGUUUCAAAAUGGAAAAUCAAUUGAAUCUAAGAUUAGCAAUUGGUCAUUGCUUCAAAAGCUCUUCAAUCGUCUAGCCUUUAACAUUCCUAAAGAAGAAAUAGAUGCUACAAUUCAUUGUAAAUCCGGUGCUGCAGUGUUGCUUCUUCAAAGAAUAUACAUGACUCUAACCCAACGAAGUGUGCCAGCAUUUGUUGAAUCUGAUAUUGACUUCUCCGACAAUGGUUAUCAACAAAAGCUUCCUUUUCAUGCUCGAUGCACAGCAACAAAGGCAGUCAAGAACAACAUAACAGAAACAGAGUUAUUCAUAAACAAAGACACGAUAGCUUGUACUAAAAAAGCAGAAGAUAUUAUACGUUCGCACAUAAACAAUCGACAUCAACAACGGUUAGACGACCCAGAUAGAUUUGGUAUCAAGCCAACAAUAUGUCAAAGAAGUCCUCGUAAGCUAAUGUGUUCGAAUUUUAUUGAUGAUUGCAAAACUUCUGACCAAUCAGGUGGUUGCGUUUUACAAAAAUCUAACGAAGUACCAAUUGUGAAUGAGAUAAAUGUGAAGCAACAUCUUGCGGUCUCAUCUUUAUCAGUGUUUGAAUGAUUUUGUAUUACUGUUUCUUUUUAAAAGUGUAAUUUUUUGCUGCA
Hydra vulgaris (swiftwater hydra) is the source of this 1105-nucleotide messenger RNA. Its product is annotated as spermatogenesis-associated protein 4. Lineage: Eukaryota; Metazoa; Cnidaria; Hydrozoa; Anthoathecata; Hydridae. Gene Ontology annotation, cellular component: axoneme. Gene Ontology annotation, molecular function: microtubule binding. The record is from RefSeq and is a predicted model, not a curated record. Gene Ontology annotation, biological process: regulation of cytoskeleton organization.